UAGCCCGUAUUAAAAAAAAGCCAAAAAGCAAUCAGCAAAAGUCACUGCAAUAAUUAUUUUUUAAUUUUCAGUGUGUCCUUACUGGAAGUUGUAAAUAGAUUUAUAAUAAAAAAUCAAAGAAAGCUAACUUUUAAAUCUUAUAGUUAUAGACAAGAUGAUGUGACUAUCGAUUGUGUAAAAAAGUGAUGAUUGAAUAUACAGUGUGUGCCUUGUGAAACAAAAAGCAAUCGUCGCGUUCUAUAGUACCCAACGCCAUUUUGAGGCGAAUUUUUGUAUUGUAAGUGCCAGGUAUUUCGCAAUCUUUUAAAUUUCGGCAGCAAAAGGAGUGUUUUGUGAAAUAAAAAUUGAUUAAUGAACGAAGAAAAUAGGUGGGCGGCGACUCAGAACAACUUCUUGGUGACAAGUCGUACCGAACCUACAUGUCCUGAGAUAGCGGUUGCCGAGGAUGGCCCUAGGCGGCAAAAGCGUUCUAAUUAACUGACGGACACUGCCGGCUCACAGCUGCCGCAAUCUAUAAAAAUGCCUCGACCAGGCAGUCUCAAAGACCCUGAUAUAGCAGAAUUAUUCAGUAGACAUGAUCCUGAGAAGAUCUUUGAAGAUUUACGAGAAAUUGGCCAUGGAUCCUUUGGUGCAGUGUACUAUGCUCGCUGCAAUCUCACUAAAGAGAUUGUUGCCAUUAAAAAGAUGUCAUAUUUGGGAAAACAAAGUGAAGAAAAAUGGCAAGAUAUUCUUAAAGAGAUUAAAUUUCUUAAGCAAUUGGAGCAUCCUAAUACAAUUGAAUACAAGGGCUGUUACAAGAGGGAGCAUACAGCAUGGCUCGUGAUGGAGUACUGUGUUGGCUCAGCUUCUGACAUUAUUGAGGUACACAAGCGACCACUACGCGAAGAAGAAAUAGCUGCAAUAUGUGAGGGGGUAGUAUGUGGUUUAUCUUACCUACACAGCCUCGGUCGAAUACAUCGUGACAUCAAAGCGGGAAAUAUUCUUCUUACGGAGAAUGGAACUGUUAAGCUCGCUGACUUUGGAAGCGCCAGUAUUAAAUGCCCGGCCAAUAGUUUUGUAGGCACGCCCUACUGGAUGGCCCCAGAAGUUAUUUUAGCCAUGGAUGAGGGGCAGUAUGAUGGAAAAGUGGAUGUAUGGUCACUUGGUAUAACAUGUAUCGAGUUGGCGGAGAGAAAACCGCCAUAUUUUAAUAUGAACGCGAUGUCAGCACUUUAUCACAUUGCGCAGAAUGACUCCCCAGCUCUGUCGGCACCGGAAUGGACGGACACAUUCCGCUACUUCGUCGAGGCGUGUCUUCAAAAGAAUGCUCAAGACAGGCCAUCUUCCACCAGGCUUCUUUCGCAUCCUUAUAUUACGAGGCCACGUUCACCAACUGUCCUGGUUGACUUGAUUCAAAGGACAAAAGCCGCUGUAAGGGAUUUAGAUAACCUGAACUACCGCAAGAUGAAGAAGAUUCUCAUGGUUGAUGGAGAUAAUGAGAGUGCAAUAGGAGACAGUGAAGAAACGCCUGAGGAGCCAUCGGGUGGUGAUAGUUCCAAGUCAAACUCUGCUACAUCGGAGCAUAGUGCGGCAGGUGCCUCCAGCCAGAGCUCAUCCUCCGGUAGUCUUAGGAGAAGACCUCAUGCUAUGAACGCGAAUCAUCAGAAUCAACAACAGCCUGUGUAUCAGCAAUAUAAUCACCAACCAUGUCAUCAAUCGAGAGCACGUACAAUCGCACGCAAACGCGCACGUAAAUGGUAUAAUUCAUGUUGGUGUGUACGCAGAGACGAUUCGGCCGACGACUACGUCAAUCGCGAAGUGCUUCGGGACUACGCUAAUCGCGAUUCCCUCGGCGAUGAGGGUUAUAGCGAUGACUACGCGAAUAGAGAGGCUAUUAGGGAAGCCCAACGCGAGAGGGAGAGGGAGAGGCAGGCGAACGAGUAUCGGGAGUACGUGAAUGCGCCGUCCACGUGGCACGACACGGGAGAUGAUAACCGCAACACGCAGCGGCGGCAGACGCAUAGGGGAGUUAGUAAUAACGUGUCUGCGGCAAUAUCGUUGAUAUCGGAACACGGCGCAAAUAACUUCGCAACGAUACGGACUACCAGUAUUGUUACCAAACAACAGAAGGAACAUAAUCAGGAGAUGCAUGAACAAAUGUCAGGCUACAAGCGCAUGCGUCGUGAGCAUCAAGCUGCUCUCUUGAAGCUCGAAGAGCGAUGCAAGGCAGACGUAGAUGCUCACAAGGCGCAAUUGGAUCGGGAAUACGAUGCCUUGUUGCAACAGCUCUCUAGAGAUCUAGAACGAUUGCAGACUAAACACGUGCAAGAACUGGAGCGUAAGCAAAAACAGAAUGCAGCUGCCGAGAAGAAAUUGGUAAAAGACAUCACGGCGCGCCAGGAGCAAGACAAGAAGGCCUUCGAAGCGCAACGCAAGAAGGAGUACAAGGCCAACAAGGAGAGGUGGAAAAAGGAACUCAGUAUGGAUGACGCGACGCCUAAGAGACAGCGAGAUGCGACCUUACAAUCGCAGAAGGAUAACAUGAAGCAAGCAGAAGCUGCCGACGAGGCCCGAAUGGUGCGCUCUCAGCGGGAGUACCUCGAGCUGGAGCUUCGUCGGUACAAGCGUCGGCGCAUGCUGGCUCUGCACCACAAGGAGCAGGAACUGCUCAGAGAGGAACUAAAUAAGCGCCAACAUCAGCUAGAGCAAGCGCACGCAAUGCUUCUACGUCACCAUGAGAAGACGCAAGAGUUGGAAUAUAGGCAACAAAAGGGUGUUCAUGCUUUGAGAGAGGAACAGUUAUCAAACCAACACGCAACGGAACUUGCGAACCAGCGUGAUUACAUGCAGCGAGCGGAAUACGAACUACGCAAGAAGCAUGCGCUGCAGCUCAAACAACAACCCAAGAGUCUUAAGCAAAAAGAAAUGCAGAUCCGAAAGCAAUUCCGAGAGACAUGCAAAAUACAGACGCGUCAGUACAAAGCUCUCAAGGCGCAGAUAUUACAGACGACGCCAAAGGAACAACAGAAAGAGGUGAUCAAAUCCCUGAAAGACGAGAAACGACGCAAGCUGGUGUUGUUGGGAGAGCAAUACGACCAGAGUAUUAGUGAGAUGCUGCAAAAGCAGACUGUGCGACUCGAUGAGAGCCAAAUGAUGGAGUGUCAGCAGCUCAAGAUGCAGCUUGAGCAUGAGUUAGACAUGUUGAGUGCUUACCAGAGUAAGAGCAAGAUGCAGGCAGAAGCACAGCGCAACAGGGAGAGACGGGAACUCGAAGAGAGAGUCGCCGUGAGACACGCCUUGUUGGAGCAAAAGAUGGAGUCUGAGUGUGCGCAGUUCCUAGCAGAGCGCGGUGAGCGCACGCGCAUGUUGCACGAGCGUCACGAGAGGGAACUUGAACAGUUUGACAGCGAGAGCGCUCGUCUUGGCUUCAGUGCAAUGGCAAUAGCAGAAGGCAGCCGAGAGGGUUACGGUGAAGAAGAGCAGUCUCUUUCGGGUUCGAUGCUCUCCCUCGCGCACAGCAACUCUUCAGCCAGCUUCCCGGCCGGAUCGCUGUAAACUGAGACUGUUACACCCUUUAGAUAGAUAAUACUUGCCUCUAGCUUCAGAAUUCCCAAAUCCUAACAGUGGGAACUCACCGGAUAACCUAUAAAUGCGAAAGUUAAACUUUAAGCUUAAACUAGACUUUAUUCGGAAUCUUGAAAGACAAUCGUAGAAGUCGCAGCUCAAGUUUUUAAAUAUUCAAAGGGAGUCAAUUGUCUCAAAUUCCUUUCGCAUUUCGUUCCGUUGCUACACAACCAUACAGGGUUAUAACGGUAUUAUUAACUAUAACUAUAAGUGCAACGGUAAAUUUUCGGUUCCAAUUAACAACUUACGGCAGGUAAGUUCAGUUGAUUGGAUAGGAAGCUUUUGUUAUAAGCCCUCCCGUUUCUCAAAUAUUGAAGGGUAGUAAAACAUUAUUUGUGGUUUAAAUACUAUUUUGAACGAUUUUAAUAACUCGGUAGUAUGUCAUAAUAUGUUAUAAUUCUCAUCUAUGCUCUAAUUUUAAAAGAAAGAUGAUCUAUAAUUGUUACACGCGUAGAAAUCUAAAAGUCUAGAGUUUGUGUAACUAAACUUUCUUUAUUAUAAAACUUGUCACAGAUUUAUAACCGUUAAAAUGUAGUGCAUGUUUAAUUUUAGAAGCACAAGUUGCUCAUUGCCAUAGCGUGCCAAAGUUCAGAUAAUUGUACCUACCCUUCUUUUUUUGAGAUUUUGAAACUACCUUCAUAAUUUUGUAAAUUUUAUUUGUCUUCCAAAAAUCGUCAGUAUUUAAAUUUCGGGGGCUUCUUAAGUUAACAGAAUUUUUUUUGUGGAUCGGUCGCUUUUGACGAUGUUUUGUAUUUUUUUUCGAGUUUAAUUAGGAUUGUUUACUGUUACGUCUUUGUAUAUUAGUGUGAUGGAUGACGUGAAAAUGACGCUUUUAGUAAUUUUAAAUCGGCUUCGUCGAUCUAGGCUUAA
Messenger RNA from Pieris napi, 4473 nucleotides. It is a transcript of the gene Tao, whose product is annotated as serine/threonine-protein kinase Tao. Bases 520 to 3534 code for a protein of 1004 amino acids. The record is from RefSeq and is a predicted model, not a curated record. Gene Ontology annotation, molecular function: protein kinase activity; ATP binding. Gene Ontology annotation, biological process: protein phosphorylation. Lineage: Eukaryota; Metazoa; Arthropoda; Insecta; Lepidoptera; Pieridae. The transcript has 21 exons.